AUGUUGACUGACGAUACGACCAACUUACCCACCAGGACUGACACAACAACUUACUACUCCUACUCCCACUACUACUACUCCUACUCCCACUACUGCUACUCCUACUCCCACUACUACUACUGCUCCUCCCACUACUACUACUGCUCCUCCCACUACUGCUACUCCUACUCCCACUACUACUACUGCUCCUCCCACUACUACUACUGCUCCUCCCACUAUACUACUCCUACUCCCACUACUACUACUGCUCUUCCCACUACUACUACUCCUCCUCCCACUACUACUACUGCUCCUCCCACUAGUACUACUCCUACUACUACUCCUCCUCCUCCCACUACUGCUCCUCCCACUACUACUACUGCUCUUCCCACUACUACUACUCCUCCUCCCACUACUACUACUGCUCCUCCCACUAGUACUACUCCUACUCCCACUACUACUCCUCCUCCUCCCACUACUGCUCCUCCCACUACUACUACUGCUCCUCCCACUACUGCUACUCCUACUCCCACUACUACUACUGCUCUUCCCACUACUACUACUCCUCCUCCCACUACUACUACUGCUCCUCCCACUAGUACUACUCCUACUCCCACUACUACUACUGCUCUUCCCACUACUACUACUCCUACUCCCACUACUGCUACUCCUACUCCCACUACUACUACUCCUCCUCCCACUACUACUACUGCUCCUCCCACUACUACUACUCCUACUCCCACUACUACUACUGCUCUUCCCACUAGUACUACUCCUACUCCCACUACUACUACUCCUACUCCCACUACUACUACUCCUACUCCCACUACUACUACUGCUCCUCCCACUAGUACUACUCCUACUCCCACUACUACUACUCCUACUCCCACUACUACUACUCCUACUCCCACUACUACUACUCCUACUCCCACUACUACUACUGCUCUUCCCACUACUACUACUGCUCCUCCCACUACUACUACUCCUACUCCCACUACUACUACUGCUCUUCCCACUACUACUACUACUCAUGCUCCCACUACUACUACCACUACUACUACCACUACUACUACCACUACUACUACCACCUCCACCAAGCCUCCGCUGAUCUGUGCUAAUGGGCAUAAUGAGAGUGGCGUCUGUGUCUGUCCUGAUGAGUGGACGGGGAAGAACUGCUCAGAGGAAAAUUUCUGCACUGAAGCAACUUUAGGGAGAUUCAGAUUUCCAAAGACAACCAUUGGUUGGUUUGCGUACUCAGAGGAACAAUGUGGCAAAGAUACAGUUUCAGCUGGUAAACCCCAGGCUUCUACCAGAUGUUUGAUCAGGGAUGGAAAACCUCAGUUUGACGACCCACCCCGGGUCCUUCGAUGUGAACAGACGCUCAGCGACAUUCAAAGAAACCUCACCAGUUCUGCAGACCUGGAGGUACUGGCAUCCAGCGCUCAGCUUCUGACGUCCAGACCUGAAGGUCUGAAACCUGAAGACAUCACCAUAGCAACUCAGAUUGCCAACACGUUGCUGCUGUCGCCAAAUGCCUCAGAGACCGUCAGGGUGGCAGCAGUUACUACCAUCAGUCAGCUGCUCAACGCCACGGAGUCCGAUGAGAAGGAGGAAACCAACACGUCUCAGAGCUUGACGUUGACCCUGGAUCAGCUCUCUGUGAACCUCAGCCUCACCAGCAACACGUCCCAGCUGGUCCAACCGAACCUGGUGGUCCAGUCGGCUCAGAUUCCAGCGUCGGACACCCAGGGAGUCCAGUUCACCGCGUUGGCAGGGCAGUCUGGCAGUUUUGUAGCCAACAGAAUUCGGUUGGACACCAACGUGUCAAAGGUCACCGUGGACGAGGAUUUUAUCGCUGACGCGCUGGUUUACAUCCGCUUCCCAUCAGGCAGAGGGGCUGAAAGGCGCCAGCAGGGGUCCAACGUCUCUCUGGGCUUCGUCCUCUACCAGAACAGCCGCUUCUUCCCGUCCAGGAUCUACAGGAGGCGGCGGGCCAGCCUCAGGGUCCUGUCAGCCAGCAUCGGGGGUCCAGACCGCAGUGUGGUGGCGGAGACUGUGGAGAUGCAGUUCAGAGUAAAGCUCCCAAGAAAUACAUCUCUGCACGACUUCUCCUGCGUCUUCUGGGACUACGGCAAGCAGGACUGGAACACCCACGGCUGCCACAAGGGGAACGCUUCAGACGGCGUUCUCAGAUGUUCCUGCAACCACACCACCAACUUCGCAGCUCUCUGGUCUUUCAGAGACGACUAUAAGUAUGCAGAACCCCUGAUGAGGAUCUCCAUCGUGGGUCUGUCUUUCUCCAUCCUGGGCUUGGUUAUCACCAUCAUCCACCACCUGAAAGAGACUUUUCAGAUGAAAUCUGGUCAAAAACAAACCAAGCUGAACUCCAAGACGUCUCUGCUCUGCAUCUGCUUCAGUCUGCUGGCCUUCAUCAUCACCUUCCUGUCUGGAGUCCAGAACCUCAGACAGGACUACGAUACCAAGGAGCCGCCCAGCGAUCAGAACCAGAUCCUGGACUCUGAGAAGUCUGUGGUGCCGGAUUCGGGCUCCUGCACGGCCGUGACGGCGCUUCUGCACUUCUUCCUGCUGGCCACCUUCUCAUGGAACAGUUUGUACGGCACCCAGGUGGUUCUGUUGGUCCGAUCCAUGCAGCGCAGCCUGCCCUCGUACUGGACCGGGCUCAGCUGGGGAGUCGGAUGGGGAGUCCCAGCCGUUGUCAUGGCGAUCACCCUGGCAACGACCUACCGGGUGGAGAACCCGCUGGCAUACAGACAGGAGGAGUUCUGCUGGCUCGCCGCUCUGGACCAGGACAAAGACUUCAGCUUUGGGAAGCCCAUGUUCUGGGCCUUCCUGGUGCCGCUGGGCCUGGUUCUGCUCUACAACACGGUUCUGCUGGGCCUCGUCUCCCUCACCACCUGCAGGGUGGAUCGCAAGCUCACCAGCACCAAGCGCUCCUCCCUGGCCCAGAAGUUCCUGGUCAGCUUCUCUCUGGCGGUUCUGCUCGGUCUGUCCUGGACUCUGGGCUACCUGGUCCUGGUUACCGAGGAAACCGCUCACCUGGUCUGGAGCAUCCUGUUCUGCCUGUGUACCACCACCCAGGGCCUGCAGAUCUUCAUCCUGUUCACGGCCAGAACCAGAAGCUUCCGGGUCGCAGUGGGCCGGUCCGCUCACUACGUCUCCGUCGCCGGGUUCACCCUCAGGUCCACAACGUACUACCUGUGGAAGAACCGGGCCGAGACCAGAACCUCAGACAUGUACAACACAAAGGACCGGGACACCAGCAUCUAGAGCCAGGAACCGGGCCAGAACCAACAACUACAAUGAGGAACCGGACCAGAACCAACAACUACAACCAGGAACCGGGCCAGAACCAACAACUACAAUCAGGAACCGGGCCAGAACCAACAACUACAACCAGGAACCGGACCAGAACCGGCAUAUAGAACCAGGAACAGGCGAUCCACCAGCUGCAGUCAGAACCGACCCGGUACCGCUCCAGUGUUGGAUCAGUGAUUUUUGUACUUUUUAUUUUAUAUUCCUCUGAUGUUCAGUAUUAUGAUCCCAAUAUUAUUGGUGAAUUAUUGGUGAAUUAUUGAACAUGAAUAAUUCCUGAUCAGUUUGGAUAUUUUUCCAUUUUUCUGCAGAAGCUGAUUAAAAAUCAUUUCAUCUCAACCAGCAGAUUUUAAAUGUAAACCAGAUCAGAACCGGAUCAGAACCGGAUCAGAACUGCUGGUUCUGAUCCAGUUUGUCUCGUUUUAUUGGUUCUGAUCAUUAUAAUGUUUUUAUAUAAACUCAGAUUUUUAUAUUUUCAUGUUUUUAUUGUUUUAUCAUCUGAACCAUUAAAGAUGUUCUAAAAACUC
This is a messenger RNA of Xiphophorus couchianus (Monterrey platyfish), 3839 nucleotides long. Its product is annotated as adhesion G-protein coupled receptor G7-like. The transcript is spliced from 17 exons. Gene Ontology annotation, cellular component: membrane. Bases 1 to 3267 code for a protein of 1088 amino acids. Lineage: Eukaryota; Metazoa; Chordata; Actinopteri; Cyprinodontiformes; Poeciliidae. The record is from RefSeq and is a predicted model, not a curated record. Gene Ontology annotation, biological process: cell surface receptor signaling pathway; G protein-coupled receptor signaling pathway. Gene Ontology annotation, molecular function: G protein-coupled receptor activity.